Messenger RNA from Panicum hallii, 1960 nucleotides. Its product is annotated as protein COFACTOR ASSEMBLY OF COMPLEX C SUBUNIT B CCB2, chloroplastic. The record is from RefSeq and is a predicted model, not a curated record. Bases 75 to 956 code for a protein of 293 amino acids. The transcript is spliced from 7 exons. Gene Ontology annotation, biological process: cytochrome b6f complex assembly. Lineage: Eukaryota; Viridiplantae; Streptophyta; Magnoliopsida; Poales; Poaceae.
AGUCGAGACGUCGCGCACCUGCCGCGGCGGCCACCACCAAAUCACCAAUCCAUUUCGCGCACGACCACGGCGCCAUGCCGCUCCUCGCCCGAGAACUGCCGCUCCACCACUCCCAACCUCUCCACCCAGCCACCGCCCGGCUCGUUCCGCGCUCGUCGUUGGCGGGCAAACCCCGCCGCCGCGUUCCCGCAUCCUCCCGUGCCCGCGUCCGCGUCCGCGCCUCCAAUUCCGACCCUCCGCAGCAGCAGGUCAACCUCUCCGUCCUCCGCUUCACUCUCGGGAUCCCGGGGCUGGACGAGUCGUACCUCCCGCGGUGGAUAGGCCUCGGCUUCGGCGCGCUCGUCGUCCUCAACCACCUUCUCUCCCCGUCCCCCACGCCCGCGCAGCUCAGGUCCGAGGCUCUGGGGCUGUGCCUGGCCGCGUUCUCGGCGACGCUGCCGUUCCUCGGGAGGUUCCUAGAGGGCGCUGAUGCUGCCAGCCGUGUGCCGUUGCCCGAGGGGAGCAGGCAGUUGUUCGUAAUGUCUGAGAACCUGUCAGCGGCACAGAAGGAGGACGUGGCCUGGGCGUCUUACGUCCUGCUGCGGAACACAAACACCACAUCUGUGCUCAUAGCAAUUGGGGAUGUGUUUUGUGUACGAGGAUUCUGGGAUCCACCUGCAAAUACUUCAAAAUAUGCCAUAAUUGAGUGGUUCAAAAGUCAGAUGCAGCAAGUAGGACUUGUUGAUUUGAGGGAUAAUUUGUACUUUCCUAAUUCUUCGGAUUCUCAGCUUGCGAAGAUUCUACCAGAUGGGGUUCUUUCUGUGUUUGUUCAACCAGUUCUUAGGAGUCCUGAUCUACCUAAUGGUGAAACAAAAACUGAAGGUGUCAUCCUGUUAGCCUCCAAUGCAAAUUAUGCAUAUACUGAGAAAGAUAGGGUCUGGAUAAGAACAGUUGCUAACAAAUUUCAAAGUGCCUAGUUCAGAGAUACCUAAGUGCUGAAGGUUUAGCCGAACCAUAUAUUAAGACGAAAGAUGGACCCAACCUUUGAUACGUAUAUAUGUGCUAGCUCCUGCAAGCAGUGGUAGAAUCAAUCCUCUUUCCUUAGAUAGAAUGUGAAUUAGAAUGCUUCAUGGGUCAUAUUAGCGCAAAAUUAUUUUCUAACUGAAGCUAAGAAAAAUAAUCUGAAUAGGGUUCACAAUUGAAUAAGAAAUUCAUAGUUGUGUUAUAUUAUAUCAGGUCGCAGAAAUUGUCCCUCAAAUAAAUCAUCAUAAAAUACUUGGAGGUGGAUACGAAAGGGUAUGAGGCAGUAGUAUGAAGAUAGAUCCAAAAACUUGGAGUAACUUUUUUUCACUGCAUUACUUGGUCCCAUAUCUUCCUUUUAAGUACCUGACCAAAUCUUGAAAUCUCCAUGGCACCUUUUGAUGUCCUGUUGCAUAUGUAUUAAGCAUGUAGUUGGUGCAUGUCUCCUGGUACUGCUUGGUGGGUACCAAUUAUUGCUGUUGGUACUGGCAUACUUCUGAAUAAUUCUUUUGGCAUUUUGUACUACAACUCUGCAAGGAUAAUAGUAGAAGUGGUAAUGCCAGCUGCUGCUUGAACUGAGAUGAACUAAGGAUUUACACUCUGAACAUGGAUUCACUUGUCAAGCGUUGGUGUAGUAGAAUGGUGCUGUGGUAGCAUUUUUCUGAGGACAAUUAAGGCAUGAAUUCUUUUCAUAAUCAGAUACUGAUCUGUUUGAUAGUGUUGGCGUAAGCGAGUAGGGAUUUUAAGACAUUAAGGAAAGAAAUACCGAUUAACAAUAUUUUAGAUGCUAUCAGUGCUGUUACUUUGUGAUGGAACUUCUUUGUGGACACAAACAAUCCUGGUUUGGAACCUCCAUCUGUAUCAUGUGCCGCUGUAGUCGUAUUCAGCUAUUGCCUGGUUUGGAGUUCGGGGAGAGCUCAUUAUUGGCACUCGUAUCUUUUGUGAGUGUAAAAUAGCACUU